GAAGUAAAUUACAAACUAACACCUAACAAUGACGCAAGUGCAGAAAUGAGAUUUUUGGGCUACAAUUGUAAGAGGAAUUGGCAUGUAGAUUAUCAUGGAGAAGAAAAGUAAUGCGUUGGUCGUAGUUGCUAUCGACUUUGGCACAACUUAUUCCGGAUAUGCAUAUUCGUUCCGGGCCGAAUAUGAGAAAGACCACACUAAAGUGUAUAGUAACACUGAUUGGAGAUCUGGAGACGGGCUCGUCACACCCAAAACACCAACAGUCAUCCUUUUCACUGAAGAUAAAAAGUUUUGUAAAUUCGGAUACGAAGCUGAGCUGAAGUACAAUACUUUACUAGAAGACGAAGAGGCAGAAGGAUGGAGAUAUUUCAGAAGGUUUAAGAUGAGAUUGUUUAGAGGAGAGGAGAAAAUACUAGGACGUACAAGAGCCGACAGAAUAACAAAGAACUUGAUGAUAGAGGACGAACAAGGAAAACCGAUGUCAGCUCUGAGUGUAUUUGCUGAAUCUAUCCAGUAUCUAAAUAACCACUUCCUGGGGAAUGCGCAGGUGCAAGGUUUAGAUUUGGAUCCAAAUAAAGAUAUCCAUUGGGUGUUAACAGUCCCAGCAAUAUGGACAGAUAGGGCUAAACAGUUCAUGAGAGAAGCUGCAAAAAAGGCUGGUAUUCCAGAUGAAAUGUUGACCCUUGCUUAUGAACCAGAGGCUGCUGCUAUAUACUGUAAAGAACUUACUGUACAGAAAAAGGAAGGUGCAGAAUCAAGUUCAUUAUCAUCAUUCGAACCAGGACAACAAUUCCUUGUACUAGAUUGUGGAGGUGGAACAGUAGAUGUGACAGCCUACCAAGUUCAAAAUGAUGGCGAUCUUAGGGAACUUCAGCGACCCACUGGCGGACCAUGGGGUGGCACAUACGUUGAUAAUCAAUACACGACCUUCCUUAGGGAGCUUUUUGGAGAUGAUAUAUGGACCGAAUAUUCAAAAGAGAAUCCUGAAGAUGUUUUAGAAAUUCUGCGAAAGUUUGAAGCAAAAAAGAAAAGUGUUCAUGCCUCAGCUGAUGAUCAAACAACAAUAUCAUUUCCAAAUUCUCUUUUCGCGAAAUAUCAGAUUGCUAAGAAUAGUAUAUCUUUUGAAGAGACCCUUAAAAAAUCAAGAUUUGCAGGAACUGUAAAAGUGAAAAAGGACAAACUAAGGUUUGAUCACCAGCUUGUUAAAACAUUUUUCCGUAAGCCAAUAGAUUCCAUAGUAACUCAUGUUAAAGAAUUAAUUCAUGAAAGUAAACAGAAUGGAAGAGAUAUAAAGAUUAUUUUAAUGGUUGGUGGCUUUUCAGAUUCCUCUAUAUUAAGCCAACGAAUUAUAUCCGAAUUCAAACGGUUAACAGUGAUAUGCCCAAAAGAAGCUGUCAAUGCAAUCGUUAAAGGAGCAGUUAUUUUUGGCCAUAAUCCAAAUUUGAUUUCCGAGCGCAUUUCUCCUCUUACAUAUGGCAUAAGUGUGAACACAGCAUUUAACUAUAAAAUUCAUCCAGAGAAACUGAAGGUUGUAUACGAUGGAAAGGAGAUGUGCACUGACAUUUUCCAGCCUAUUGUACAAAUUGGACAUCCAAUUAGGGUCGGAAAGGAAAUUUUCAAGCAUACCUGUUUGCCUACCCGUGCACUCGAUACUGAAGCCACAAUUGAAAUUUAUGAAAGUAGCAGUGAGUGUCCGGUAUAUACUAUUGAUAAAGGAGUUCGCCGACUUGGUGACUUAACUGUGUCCAUUCCGGAUACAUCAAAAGGCAAAAACCGUCCUAUCAAAGUUGAGGUUUCAUUCGGGUAUACUGAAAUAAUAGUAUGUGCAUUUGAAGAAGGAACUGAAACUCAGGCUAGAGCAAUAUUUGAUUGUUUGCUCAAUUGACACAUCUUUUGCAGAAUGUGCAUGAAAUGUUUGCUGUUGGAUGUUCAGCGUACAACAAUUAAUCAAACAAUUGAAUCGACGGACAUCACCAUUGUAAACUGUGGUUGUUUAAUGUGAUGAAUAAAUUUAGGGUUUUAUAAUGA
Molecule: messenger RNA, 2028 nt
Organism: Mytilus californianus (California mussel)
Lineage: Eukaryota; Metazoa; Mollusca; Bivalvia; Mytilida; Mytilidae
Product: heat shock 70 kDa protein 12B-like
Exons: 5
Coding region: 95-1885 (596 amino acids)
Molecular function (GO): ATP binding; ATP-dependent protein folding chaperone
Source: RefSeq, a predicted model, not a curated record